AGUUUUUGGCGAGGAACCAACACUUUGAAAUUCAACAUGAGAUGUUUUCGUGCUUGUUUUGGCCACCCAAAAAUGGUGCAACAUCAGUGUUUGUCUCCCAGCAUUGAAUCUGUCACACUCAUACAUGAAAACACAGAAUCACUGAAAGAGGAGAUUGUUAUUCCCACCAAACAUAUAUCACGUUUAACUGAAGAUAUGAAGUUGGCGGAAAAUGAAAUGGAGGGAGAGAAAGAGAGUUUGAAGAAAGAAUAUUUGCCAAAAGAAAGCAGUAGUUCAUGUCUUGAACAAGAAUCAUGCUGCAGCUCUCUCUUCACUCUAUCCAUAGAAUCUAGUAGGCAAUUGCUUGCAGCUGAAAAAGAGGUCACAAGCCUACUCAAAAGCACAUCAUCCAAGCAUGAAGAUGAGGAUUACAUGACACAUCAAUUUUCCUUUGAUAAAUCAAAGUCAUGGAGAGGAAGAAAAGACAACGAGGUGGAAGUCGAAAGCCUCUCGUGCUGGUUACUUGAGAGUGAGAAAUCGCCACAGAAGAAUACAGCAAGUUGAAUGAUGCAACAACUAAAAACAAGUGUUGAGGCUUCUUAGA
This is a messenger RNA of Salvia splendens (bonfire salvia), 583 nucleotides long. RefSeq lists its product as uncharacterized. Bases 37 to 543 code for a protein of 168 amino acids. The transcript is spliced from 3 exons. NCBI's taxonomy places the organism in Eukaryota, Viridiplantae, Streptophyta, Magnoliopsida, Lamiales, Lamiaceae. The record is from RefSeq and is a predicted model, not a curated record.